ACCUGCGGUUCCGGAACCGUCGAUGUGGGCCCACACUCCUCCCAAGCAACCGGGAAUGCCCGCCUCCUCCAGGCUCUGCCCUUCCGCCACGUGCUCCACCCAAACUCACCUUUCCCCACAUCGCCGCCGCCGCCGGAGCCACCUCGUCUCCGCCAUGGCUCAGUCUCCUGGUAGCAGCCGCCGCAGCAGCAGCAGCGCACGGUGGUCGCCGCCGGCGCUCCGGUUCGAUCUAGGGGCGCUCCUCGGUCGCAAGCAGAGGCCUGGCGGCGGAAGGCUGGAUUUGGGGAACUGGGUGCGGCGCGCGCUUUCGCGGCCUCCAGCCGCGGAGAGGGAGGUGGAGGUUGAGGCUGAGGCUGAGGAGGAGGGGCGAGACGCUGGAAACCGUGAGGAGGUGGAGGUCGGCAGCGAGGAGGCUGAUCACCUCGUCGUCAUGGUUAACGGCCUCGACGGAAGUACGUCGGAUUGGAAGUUUGGGGCGGAGCAGUUCGUGAAGAGGCUGCCUGGGAAGGUCUAUGUGCAUCGUAGUGAGUCCAAUCAUUCAAAGUUAACGUACGAUGGAGUCGAUGUAAUGGGUGAAAGACUAGCUGAAGAGGUGUGGCAAGUUGUCCAGAGGAGAAGAAACUUACGGAAAAUUUCUUUUGUUGCUCAUUCACUCGGUGGAUUGAUUUCAAGAUAUGCAAUUGGGAAACUCUAUGAACAUUCAGCAGGCAAAGAACCAUGCCUUAAUGUGGAUAGGCAUUUUGAUGAAGAGAAUAUGUGUGGAGGUGAUAAAAUAGCUGGCUUAGAACCAAUGAAUUUCAUAACGUCGGCUACACCACACUUGGGCUCAAGGUGGAAUAAUCAACUGCCCUUUCUUUUUGGUGUUCCACUUUUGGAGCGAAUUGCUGCAGAAACUGCACAUCUUAUAGUUGCGAGAACAGGUAAACAUCUGUUCCUCUCUGACAGGGAUGAUGAGAAGCCUCCACUUCUGGUGCGAAUGGUCGAAGAUUGCGAAGAUGGAAAAUUCAUGUCAGCCUUGCGCUCUUUUAAACGCCGUGUUGCAUACGCAAACAUAAAAUAUGAUCAUAUAGUUGGCUGGAGAACAUCAUCAAUUCGGCGUCAGGAUGAGUUACCUGAACUUCAGUUAACAGCAAUAGAUGAGAAGUAUCCGCAUAUUAUUCAUGUUGAUACUGCUAACUCGGAGGGGCCUCAGCAUGAGGAUUCUGUAGCAGCUUCACUCGCAGAUAGCCUUGAAGAUCUUAUUUGUGCAGAGAUCAUGAUCCGUGGCCUCACACAAGUGACCUGGGAACGUGUGGAUGUAUGCUUUCAUGAGAGCCGGCUAAAAUACAAUGCACAUUACAAUAUCCAGGUUAGGACCCAUCCAUCGAACUUGGACGGAGAAGAUGUCAUCUACCAUAUGAUAGACAACUUUCUAGUUUAGGCUGGUCAGUCUUGCUGAUUCUUUCCAGUGAAUUCGGCUGGAAGAAAUGUAUUAUUCGGCGGUGUAACUCCUAUGUAGUUAGACUAUUGAUAUCCUUUCAGGCCAACAUGCGUAAAGCUGAGCAUACAUGGUGUCUGGUGAUCACAGAAUGUGACCUCCUGAUUUCAUUGUUAAUGCUGUAGACUUAGGUCAUACAGUUAAUACUGUAAAUAUUAGCUCAUUAGUGUAAAAUGCUGUAGUAUUUGGAAGCUUGUUUCUACUGGA
Molecule: messenger RNA, 1684 nt
Organism: Lolium perenne
Lineage: Eukaryota; Viridiplantae; Streptophyta; Magnoliopsida; Poales; Poaceae
Product: putative lipase C4A8.10
Biological process (GO): lipid metabolic process
Source: RefSeq, a predicted model, not a curated record